AUGGCGUCCAGGAAACCUAGUAUUAAAAAGAAAAAAAUGAGUGACAGUGUAGACAGCAUGAAGAAAGAUAUAAGCUGUAAUGUAUCAACUGGUACAGAACAUCCUCGCUUAGUCGAGGAGGCAAAUUUGAAAGCUUCGUACCAACCAGGAAAGAAAGGCGGGAACUUUGGAUUACCGCUAGGUGCCAAAUUAACUGUACCAGAAGGCAACUUCAAUAAGAAAGAAAGCAUCACAUGUCAAGUCACAUCUCCCUCUACAAGAUGGCGCCACUGUCCACAAUUACCAGCAGACGAACAUAUCACCAGCGAAAUAUUUAAACUUACGUCAUCAGUUCACAUAAUGAAGACACCAAUCAUCGUUCAGCUACCAUAUUACCCUCUUCAAAAUGAUAAAUGCGAAAUAAACGUGAAAGGAAAAUGGCGCGGAGAACUAGAAUGGGUUGAUGUUGGUUUUCUCAAAAAGAGUGAUACCAAGCCACCAAGUGUUGAGUUGGAAUUAGAUCGUCUGGGACAAUUUAUCGUUACUUUUACCUGCAAACAGGAGAUCUUCAACGUUACGUCCCAAGGUUGUUUACACAAUGCCCGGAUUAGCCGCUAUAUCAGCUGUAGAUUUCCCAGGAAAGCUACCGAAUCAAAUUUACAAUGUGCAAUCAAGAUUUUACCAAUACCACAAGAAAAACUAGAAGAAGUGAAAAAAGAACACGCAAGAGAAUGUAAUGAUUUAGUAACUACAACAGAAUUCAUAGAUAUAAUACCCAGCAUACCUUGUAACUUCCGGCGUUCAGUCACAGUAAAACUACCAUUGCCUUCUGGGAUAGAAAUAGAGAAAGAACAGGAACCGAAUGUUGGUGUCCUGUUGAAAAAUGGCUCAGCUUGGGAAUUGGUUGAAUCUCAUCAAAAAUUUACCAGAACAACUGUUUCUGUUGAUGUCAAAUCUUUGGGAAGAUUUUGUGUGGCAAUAUCAAAUCCAGAGAGAAAACCACGAUUAAGAGAAGCUAUACGAUUUGUUGAAGGUAGUAAUGAUACUGAUAAAGGGGAGAUUGUUCUCUAUCUAUCACUACAGGAGAAGUCCUGGGAAGGGGUGGUCGAAUGUCUACCAGAACAUAAAGCUAAAUCAAGAAUCGCCGAUAGACAAGACCGAGGAUUUAAAGUCAUCAAUAAAGUAAAAGUUGUACCUAAAGUUGAAGAAAAGAGAGUGUACAGUCGACGGUAUAUACCACCUAAAGAGACCAAACCAGUGGAACCAGAAGGUUUUGAUAUAUAUGAUGGUUUAAGUUGGGAAAUAUGUGUCGGGUCAGAUAUUAAGAUAACUAAUGAUAGUGAUAUCAGUGAUAAUAGUGAAUUGUGUUAUUACAGACACUUACCAGAGAGUUAUAGAAAAUUUGAAUUUGAACCAUUGAAAAAUGACGAGAACACAUUGUCUGGUGUAGUAGAGCUGGUACCCAUUGGAAUAGAAGACGAACAACUAAUAAAGAGACUAACCAUCAGGUUUGAAUUCGUCAUUGACGAAGACACAGUAAAGAAUUACUUCAAACCAGAGUUCGUUCCAGAACCAGAACCUGAAAAAAUACGUGUAACCUUUGACCUACCUGAAUUAAAACCAAUAAAAGAAGAGAAGCCUCCACCAGUUGUACCUGUACAGAAAAUUAAAACGAUAUCUGCUUCAGUUAUGGAUAGGUUGACCAAAUCUACCAAGAAGCCACGAAUAAUUGAUAGAGAAGCACGAGUUAUAACAGGAAAGAGUUUGAUGAAUUUAUCCAGAAAGGUUCCAGAGGGACUGACACUGGCAGUACACCUUGAUUUACCUGACAGUACCAUCACUGGUCUAGGCUUUGACGCAAUAUCUAAUGGUCUCACAAUGGCAGAUGUAACGUACAAGAUCCUCCUCUAUUGGAAACGGAAGUUGAAAGAUAAACGUGAUUCAGCAGUAAAUGAAUUAGUGUCGGCGCUUGGGUCUAUGGGAAGACCAGAUAUUGGUGCCAUUAUUUUACACUGUCACCAUGACAAUAAAGAACUGACAGAAGAAUAUCUAAAUAACAGUGUAUAUUAAGACGUUCAUCUGGUUUCUCAUCAUUUCAUCUAAUUUUCACUUGGAUUGAAGUUAAUCAUCUCCUUGUAUUCCAUAUCUAUCAAACUAGUUCUGACAUCUGACAUAACUUGCAAUUUGUGUGCUGGCUAAUUUUACUAAUUUCUAUAUCAUGCUUAGAUCGUGGUUUCUUUAAACGCCAUGUAAAAGGCUUCUGGUUCAGAAAUCUGCCCUUGCUCGAAAGAGCUUACUUUACCGAAUUCGUAUGCGCCGCGCAUUAAAAUUGAAAGGAAAUGAAUUAGAAUUUCGCCAAAAUUAGAUGUAAUUACAUGUAUUGAUUGUAAAUGUUAAUAUUAUUAUCUAUUCGAUGUGUGCCUGUGAUAAAUUAUCCGUCCAAAAAAGUUUGUUGUCAACUCAUGCCUUUUUAAACUGCUGAAAUUUAAAUAUUAUACAUUGUGAUAGAAAGUGCUUUUAAAUAUUGACCAAAUAAUAUAUUAAUGAUAUUAAAUAUAUGUUUGUAAAUAAUGUCUUCAUUAAUAUAUGGUAUAUUAAAUUUUUGUUUAUAA
This is a messenger RNA of Lottia gigantea (owl limpet), 2591 nucleotides long. RefSeq lists its product as hypothetical. The record is from RefSeq and is a predicted model, not a curated record. Gene Ontology annotation, molecular function: protein binding. The transcript has 8 exons. Lineage: Eukaryota; Metazoa; Mollusca; Gastropoda; Lottiidae. The coding region runs from base 1 to 2049 and encodes 682 amino acids. Gene Ontology annotation, biological process: signal transduction.